AUGCCCACUGUUUCCAAAACAUGCCAGAGUUGUGCAAACUCCAAGGUCCGCUGCAUCCGAAGCCCGGAUAACCCUCACACGUGUAAUCGAUGCUUCCGUCUAGGAAGAGAAUGCAUUCGUCGCGAGACUGGUCGACGUUUCAAUGGUUUCCACAAGGAUCGGAAGAUCGAGGCCCUCGAAUCGAGGAUCAAGGAGCUUCUAACCGAUCGAGCUGCAACCUCAGAGGAACCGUCAGAUGCCCCUACGAAUUCAGUGAGCAACGUAGAGAAUAAGCCCACUUUUGAAAGUGCAAAUGACCUGCACGAUGUUGUCGACCGAGGAUUUCUGAGUAUGGUGGCUGCUGAAAGGUAUUUAGAGAUUUUCCGGACAACUAUGACCCCUCAGUUUCCGUUUGUGGUGGUCUCUCCACAGGUAUCUGUCCUGCAGCUACGGGAGGACAGACCUUUCUUAUUUCUAGCCAUUCUUGCCUCUGCAUCAUACGAAGACAUGCCGUUGCAGCGGCUACUAGGGGCUGAAGUUAAGAAAGUUAUUGCCUGCCGUAUGGUCCUCAAUGGAGAUGUCUCUUUUGACUUGCUGCAAGGGCUAUUGGUGUUCUUGGCCUGGUCACAUUACCAUGCGAAGCCUCGUUGCUACACUCAAUUUCUUCAACUGGCCAUUAGCCUUAUCAUCGAUCUGCGACUUGAUAGACCGCCAGAGUCAAAAACGUGGAAGACCAAACUACUCUUUGCGCCGCAGUUCAACCUGAACGACGCAAAAUAUAGUCGAGAAUCUUGGCAUAACGACGAAAAAAGGGCGCUCAUUGGUUGCUAUUACUUAUCGUCCUCGAUUUCAAUACAUGUACUGAAGCAGUCUAAUUUUCCUUGCACUUCAUACAUCGAGAAAUGCUGCCAGUCUCUCUAUGACACGCCGGAACACACAUACGAUAAAUACCUCAUCUACAUUGUUCAAUUACAGCGCAUCGCAGAGAAAAUAGACCGCCUAUCGGCAAGUCAUGGACAAGAGCUGAUGAGACCGGGAUCGGGAACCGAGCUCUAUGUUAUUAAUAUGAAGUCCGACCUUGAAUCAUUUCAAAGUCAAUUACCCUUUAAUAUUGACGAUACUCCAUUACUCGCGAUUCAUUUCCACACGACUGGCCUAUCAUUAUACCAGCUUGCUUUCACUAUAGCAGGACAGCAACCAAAACACAAAUUUACAACCUCACGGUCCUGGCGGGAUGAGAUGUCCUAUGCGGCGCUCCACGCCGCCGAAUCCACAAUUCAUCUAUAUCUUUCGCUACCUGCUGAUUUGGAACUGGGGUUUGUCAACACACAGUGGGUACAAAUGGCAUUUGCAAUGCUUGCAGCCUACCGCCUUACUGUUAUAGUCUCUAGACCAGAGCAAACCGCCGCUUUCGUUGACACAUUGGCUCAAUUGCGACAGCGUGUUGGAGCAUUGUCAACUCCCCACGUGGAUUUUAACGGUGGGCGAGAUGUUUUCUUUGGCUUCAGAAACCGCAUCACAUAUAUUCUGAACAGACUCGACGGAAGUGAUAGCAAGGCAGAUGCAAUGACGAGCAGCGUGGGCAUCGAUGAAGUGGAUGAUUUCUCACAUGCACCAGAAUAUGGAUCUACAGACUUGGCUAGUUGGCCCCAAGUGGGCUCGCUCAUGCCUAUGAUUGAGGAUGCAGAGUUUCCGCAUGAUAGUCUUUUCGAUGCUUCCAUAGAGCAGAUGAUGAGAAAUUGGAUAUAA
Molecule: messenger RNA, 1728 nt
Organism: Penicillium lagena
Lineage: Eukaryota; Fungi; Ascomycota; Eurotiomycetes; Eurotiales; Aspergillaceae
Product: Zn(II)2Cys6 transcription factor
Exons: 6
Coding region: 1-1728 (575 amino acids)
Biological process (GO): regulation of DNA-templated transcription
Cellular component (GO): nucleus
Molecular function (GO): zinc ion binding; DNA-binding transcription factor activity, RNA polymerase II-specific; transcription cis-regulatory region binding
Source: RefSeq, a predicted model, not a curated record